GGAUAACAUAAAAAAGGAUGAGGACGGCCCGGAUACCACCAGAUGGUUUUCAGUUCUUUGAUCAUCUUAAACUCUAUGGCACAAUGGGCUGAACGACAGACAGACAGGUCGUAGAGGACCCUGUGACGGGAGAGACAUCCAUACUCAGACACCUGCAAAAAGGUCACACAGACUGAAAGAUUACGCAUGGAUCCCUAUCCAGGCGUACUAUGGCGUAUUCCAACCAACAUGACAGCCUCAAAGCCACUUCAGCUCAGACUCAUCUUGAUGUCAAUCGGAUGAGAUAAGUUGUUCCGGCUGAGGCUGUGUUAAUUGGACGUCAAUGGCAACUGUGACGGGUAGAUAGAUAACGGAUGCAUCAAGAUAUUAAUCUUCCGCCCAAGAGAGGUACUAGGUACUGUACCUAAACUGCAGAAUAUGGUGGGUUCUCCCUCUGUCGGAUAUUGGGAUGGUUUGGUGGUCCGAUCGUAUCAUGAGAUCUCCCAUCUUUUGGGGACACGGGACGAUGGCGUCCAAUGAGACCACCGACAUCCUGUCAGACUGAGAAAACGUUGAGCCGUCGGGGAUGUGGUUAUUCCGAGGGUUAGGAUGAAGGAUUCAAGACAUCUAGUAACUACUUGUAGAUUUGGAUGACGUUUCGAGAUUAAUUGAUGGAUGCAUUAAACUACUAUUAUGAUGCAUUUUCAAAUUGAUCUGCGGACUCCGUACUCGUAUCAUAAUGUCUGUUACAGGCUAGUCACCUUCCUACCUUGUAGAUAGUGCAAACAGAAGCCAGCCGGUCCAGGCAUUGUCUACCUUUACUUCCAUAUAGGUUGUGUCCAAAAUGCACGGGAACAGAGUAUGGCAUAUAAGGUACUUUAGCAUAUUUUAUGUCUAAAGGCCAUAAGGCUUUUACAACAAUAUUAUGUAUCUCUGAAAGAAAAAGCCAGAGUUAGUCCCCUCAUUCCAUAACUACCUAUUCUUACUGGUACAAGGGGCCAUGCAAUGGAUGUUUUUUCAAGGGUGCUGCUUGUCAUGACUAUCGGUUAAGGCAGAAAAACAAGGCUAAGGCAUUACCUAGUAGAAUUGUCAAUUCGGUCCAACAUCCAUCACUUGCUUGACAACUCCUUCAUAUUACAAUCUUUGAACUUCCUCAAUCCAUGCCCAUUUAGUAUACCGCAUCUUCUUUGGUAGACUCGGCGAACGAUAAACACACUAAACUAUGUACUAAAUUUGGUCUUGUCUGUAAUCUGUUGGUGCCAGCAUUAGAUCUGCUGACUCCAUUUCCGGGCGGGCAUGACGACACGAAACAAUCACGACAUCGUCGACCUGCAAGGAACCGCUUAUCUUUUAUGGCAGCUUUCUCCAGGUGUGUGAGACUUUUGCGGGGGACACGGGACAAUCACAAAUGCAUUCAGCCUCUGUACCUAAUAAGAAUUGUGUUGCAGCCACACAAAGAGUUCGGUAAGAAAGAGGUUGUACACACCAACGGAACAAAUCCUUGCACGGGAUGUCGGUUAUGGAUUCUAUUUGACGAUCACGGCUUGAGUUGAUGCACUGAUUCCAAAGCAAACGGCGGAAUUCUCAUUAUCAGAUAAACACAAUGUGACGCGAGUUUCGCAGGCACCUAGGUUACUCGAAAACGUUGCGGCCAUAUCGGCGCAAUACUCUGUAAAUAUCACCGAAACGAGUAGGCGAGUUAGUAAGUAUGUAUCCUGGUGAAACUAUACAUAUAGGUACUAGGUAGAUUGCAUGUCAGACAUGGCGCGGCUUACAGCCAGCGAGAACCGUACUAUCGUACCAAAGACAGGUUCUCCCUUCUAUCACGACAUCGAGCACAUGAUGCGCCAGAGCCUCACCGAUCAAAGGUUCUCUGUUAGCUGGGCUGACUAAAACGCUUGAAGACUUUCCUCCGUUGUAUCUCACGGUGAAAUGAUGGAUACAAGAACACCCCCCUCCACUCAUCGCCGAAAGGACCGCAUCUGCCCGCCGCAAACCCGACAGGCAAUAAUAGAAAACAUCGAAUGGUAAGUUAUUCGCGCGCCUUGCGCCAGGGAAAUAAUAUGAUACAAACCCGAUACAUGUAAGCCAUCAAGGACACAGGUAGGGAGGGGACCUUUGUUGCUGCAGUGGCGCCAAAUCGCCAUGGAUGGAAUACAGAUACCUAGAUACUGCUUCUGUAAGCAGCUUUUCCAUGCCACAUUUGUCAUUGAGGCCAAGGGAAUCAGUUCGGGCACGCCGCAAGGUUACCCAAACAGGCAUUUACUUGUCAAACCGUCAGUUGCAGUCCAUACACUUUUGGGCAUUGGACUUCGGCCGUUUUCCUUUCUUUCUAUCCAUCCAAUGGAUGACGAAAGGCACAAGAGGCGGCGCCAUCCGGGCCAUCGGUCAGGGUACGAGGCUGUACAUGAAAUAUCACCCAACGUUGAGAUGGACUUGGGUGGAGGGGCAAGUAGACUUGAUGUAUACCAAUUGAGUCUUGUGUAAUCCAUUGCCUCGUUGUUCUACCUUCUGGUGUAUCUGUUUGACUUACAAAUGCUUGGAAUGGAACAAGCCAUAGAAGUCAAUUCAUCUAAUCCAAUUGUGCAACCCAGACGCUAGAAAUGGAAAUUCGAUAUAAAUCAUGAGAGCCCUUUUUUUUUCCUUCGCUGAACCCUUCCAUGAUUCCACAAUCCCAGCAUCCCAAUCUGUCUAAAUGAUCCUUAAGCCGACGAUAUUUGGAUCUGUACUUUAUACACCGAGAGCCGAUACCCGACCACGAAAAAAACACAACCCAGCCAAAGUUGCAUAUUUUUUUGGCACGCGAGUCACUCACUAAUUAAUUCUUUUUACGUUGAUUUACUCUCUGGGCCAUGCAUUAUUAAUCUAUUGAGUCAAUUUCCCCGACAAGUUGACAUCUCAUCAUUGUCUUUUUGACUUUUGAAACUCUCGAUCCCUUGCUCAAGAGGCUGCUGUGACGUGAUCGUCAAGGUUCCAAACCCACCUGCUCUAGACCUCUGAGACUUUCUGUCUGUUUUAUUAUCGACGACACAACAUUGCUCCUUCAGGACUAAACUCUACGCCCUCCUCCUUUUGCGCAUCAUCUCGACCCUGGAUCGCGUCAAACCGAGGCUUCCCUUUGUUUCUCUGUACCUUAACUUGGCGCAGCAGAAUUGCAUCCAGUACAUUACCUACCUACCUAGCUCUCAUAUAAAAAGGGUCCCCUCUCACGUUCCCCAUACCUAUUACAUUACAACACAACAGACCAGGGCAACACAGGAAAAGGGGAAAAAAGGCUUUUUUCCCUCUUUUUUUUUUUACCCUUCAGCCCCGCCUGGACCUCCACUUGCUUGUCGCUAAAGCCCAGAGUUUAUAUCUAUAUCAACAUCUCUGUCACAACAUCCAUCCCACCUCAACCUCUCUUCCUUGCUUCACCUAAACUCGCCGAUUUUCUUCAGCUUUUCUUCGGCCUCGUAUCUCUAGACCCUAUCGAGGCUCAAUUAUACACCUCUCCCUCUUUCACACUUCCAGUCAACCCUCAGCUACAAUGUCGGCUGCUCCUCUCAAUUCGGACCCUGUGGCCACCCCACCUCGCCCUCCGUCCCCCGUCCACAGCUUCGGUACUCUCGCCGUCCACGCCGGCGCUCCACAUGACCCCGCUACCGGCGCCGUGAUUGAGUCCAUCUCUCUGUCGACCACAUUUGCUCAGUCCGCCGUUGGCAAGCCUGUUGGCGAGUAUGAGUACUCCCGAUCCGCCAACCCCAACCGUACCAACUUCGAGACCGCUGUCGCUGCUCUCGAGCACGCCAAGUACGCCCUCGCCUUCUCUUCCGGUUCCGCCACCACCGCCACUAUCCUCCAGAGUCUCGCUGCCGGCAGCCAUGUCAUCUCCGUAUCCGAUGUCUACGGAGGUACCCACCGAUACUUCACUCAGGUCGCAAAGGCCCACGGCGUCAAGGUGACCUUCACACCAGAGAUCGAGGUCGAUAUCAGUGAGCACAUUACUCCCGAUACCCGUCUGAUCUGGAUCGAGAGUCCUAGCAAUCCAACCCUGCGCCUUGUCGAUGUCCGAGCUGUUGUUUCUGAGGCCCACAAGCACGGCGUCCUCGUCGUUGUUGACAACACCUUCCUGUCUCCUUACGUCCAGAAUCCGCUCGAUUUCGGUGCCGACAUCGUUGUCCACAGUGUUACCAAGUACAUCAACGGUCACAGUGAUGUCGUCAUGGGUGUUGCUGCUUUCAACAGCGACGAGCUCAAGAACCGUCUAAGCUUCCUUCAGAACGCCAUUGGCGCGGUGCCCUCAGCAUUUGACUCCUGGCUUGCUCACCGUGGUCUGAAGACUCUGCAUCUGCGAGCUCGUGAGGCCAGCCGCAACGCCGACGCCGUGGCUCGAGCUCUCGAGGCUUCUCCUCUAGUCAUUGCCGUCAACUACCCCGGUCUUGACUCUCACCCUCACCGACAUAUCGCCAAGAAGCAGCAUCGUGAUGGUCUGGGUGGCGGCAUGCUCUCAUUCCGCAUCCAAGGCGGUCACGCUGCCGCUGAGCGUUUCUGCCAGGUGACAAAGAUCUUCACUCUCGCUGAGAGUCUCGGUGGUGUUGAGAGUCUGGUCGAAGUUCCCAGCAGCAUGACUCAUGCUGGUAUCCCUCGAGAUCAGCGUGAGGCUGUCGGUAUUUUCGACGACCUUGUUCGCAUCAGCUGCGGUGUUGAGGACGCCCAGGACCUCACCAAUGACGUUCUCCAAGCCCUCGAGAAGGCUACAUCCGCGGUCAAGACCAACGGUUUCAACGGUAACGGCAAUGGCGUCAACGGCUCCUAGGCGCAUGUCCUAAUGGUUUUUCCCAUUCGGUUUUCGUUUAUUUAGAAGAAGAUGAUCUAUGAUGACACCUUAUGAGAUUUAUUUCCUUUGUUUGAGGAUGGUCUAAAAGCAAAUAAAAAGAUAGGGGCGUGCUUCAUUUAAGGCCCCCCCCCCCCCUGGGUUGGCAUUUUAUAUAGCGGCUAUGGUCAAGACUGAUGCAAAUCGCAUCUCUCUGUUAUUGAGGCUUGAAUGACAAGCUACCUGAAGAAUAUUAUUUCGAUUUCUCAAGGUAGUCUAUAGCCAAUGGGUCGUGGUAUCUCGUCGUGACAUGGGUGCCCCCGACUCAUCAUUAAAUAUGUUCAUCGUCAGAAGGUGGGAUAUUAAACAAGUUUUCCGUGAACUCGUUUGCCAUACUAUUCUCGGCAGACCACUCGUUGCGACGCCGGUGUAUCUCACUCAUGCCUUCACAUGCUGUCUCGGCGAUAAAAUGUAACUCAUCAAGAGUGUUGGAGUUGCAAUUUGGGAAUACGCCGUCGAUGCUGCGUUGCCACUCUGACGUUGAGUUUGCGACAGCCGUCUGGUACGCAUUAGUAUCGUAUUCAACCACCCCCAGUGCACGAUUCCGUGGGAGCAGGUUGUUAAGAAGACUGUCAAACAGAGCGUCCGCAGGAAGGUAUUCGACUGCAUCUUUAGUGAGAGGCGUAGGUUGGCGAAUUCCCAUGACCACUUCAACAAAGCGCUGGGAGAUGCUUCGACCAAGACCACAAGGGUCAAUAAGGUCAAACUCUGGCUGUGUGGGCAUAUCUUCGAGCAUGUAAUGGUCGUAGGCCAAGAAGGAUGCUCGGCAGAUUCUCAGAUGUGGUGUUGCACAUCUCAGCGCCAUAGCAAUCCAAUGGCAGUCAUCCCCUGGACGUUGGUUGGGCAUACCGACCCAAAGGAUUUUCUUAGAAUCCUCGUUCCAGUCGCGCGAUUGCUCAACCUUUAGAUAUACUUCGUUCAAAUAAAGCUCUCGAAGUGUGGUUCCAAAAUUCUCCGCAGUACGGACAAAUACCUCUGGGCACAACUCGAUCCGCUUGAGCUCCAAGCAUGUGAGAUUGGAGUGUAUGACACUAGGCGCCGGUAGUGACUUUGCACGCCACUCGUCGACAGGCAUCUGCCAGAAUUUCGUCUGUUUCAGACCUCGUGGUGGGCGAUCAUCGUGGUCCAUCCCUACCAAGCAGAGACUCUUGAGCUCUCCCGCAUUCUCCACAAGGUUCCAAAGGCAGGAUCCGAAUAGUCCCGCGGUUAUGGGCUCGUUCUCGUGUCGCCGUAACGUCAAGACGAGGUGUUCCAAUACCUCCAAAACUUUCAUGAUGUUCAUCACAUCGAUCGGGUUCAUCCAGAGGUGACGUAUGGCUACAUCGGUCACAUUCUCUACGACAAGUGUAUUGAGCUUUGCUGAGUCUUCCUCGGGUCGCUGCGCAAAGGCUUUCAGUGUGUUGGCCAGGAUCAUCGUGGCGGCGUUACAAUGGCGGCCGACGAGCUGGAAGGGGAGGUUAAGUCGUAGACGGUCAACGUCACGGCAAUAGAAUAGCAUCUCCUCGACCUUCUCGUAGUAAUCCGUCUCCGUGAACGAUGUUUCAUUCAUGCAGUACUUUUUGUGUAGUGUUUGACAAAAGUCCGCCAUGGACGGAACUCGUGCAAAUACGGUAUCAAGGAACUCGACUUCCACUGGCAAUGAUCAUUUAGCCACCACACAUGCGCGGGCCCCGGGUCGAAUACUCACGGUCAUCUCUCAGAACCAUCAGGUCAAUAUAUAGGCUCUUGCAAUGAUAGCCUAUCGUCUGGAGUGCGUCUAUUUGUGGAUGUUCUAUACCGCUUGUCUUGCUCAGGCGCGAGAAUUCCAGGUCCAGAGUCCGGCAUGCGAACGGCUUAAGAAUCUGGUCGAAGACGCGGCAAACGAGCCGAAGAUCGAGGACUGCAUUCUUGGGGCCAUAUUCGAUACAUUGCUGAAGUAUCGCAUCGAUCAGUUCGCGCGGUAGGCGAUUCAUGAUAAACAAUGUCUUGUGUGGUUCUGCGAAUAGAGUUGGCUGAUUGCGGGUAGGGGAGGAAUUAGAGGGGUCAGCAGCAGUUGAUGUGCAUCGAGCGCUACUAUGCGGCUUCACAGUUCAUUCGAGAAUUGCAUUAAAGGCCCUUAUUUUUGUCUAACAUAGCUCAGCAAGCCUGUAUCGUAGGGGCAGAGAGCGUCAGACACACGUACUAAGGGCCGUGAGUACCCAGGAGGUAGGUAGUUGAAGUUGGAGUUGUAAGGUUGGGCAAUCAGCCAAUGGAGUUCAGGAGCUGAGAUGAUCAUCAUGCAGGGACCCGACCGCGUUACUUAAUGCCGCCAGGGGAGCUCUCCACCCCCACUGAUUCCAGGCUUUACAUUUGGUAGAGCGCUAAUGAAGUUAGCUACCCUAGAUCCAACUACCUCUACCAUCUGAAAGUGAUUUUCCUAUGUCCUCUCCAGUUGAUAGAAACGCCAGCUCCUACCUUACCCGGUUCUUUCAUCUUAUGUCUCCCUGAAACAUCUUGUGAUGAAGAAUGGAAGAGUCUCAUUCGUGGCCCAGGAGCAGCUGGGCGGUGGAGGUGUGUUAUCAACGAUAUAGGUAGCUAAAGGGAUAUGACAGUACCUAAUGUUGGAAUAAAAAUCCAGGAAGUCAGUUGAACUUGUCGAACAGUAGGAACGAACAAUCCUCCAACCCAAAGCAAGCCCAAAACUCUUCACAAAAAGGGGUAACAACGAGCCUAGUUGAACCCUCUGAAAGCCGAAGACUCGAAAGUUGGUGUUACGAAUGUUCCAUGAUGACGAACAUUUGUGUUGUCUUAGAUAUGGCAGAAAACCACAUGGGACUCGGAAAAUCGUGCCGAGCUGCUAGGGAAUGCAACGAGAUGCUCAUAUAAGACCGUGAUUACUCUCUGAUCGAGACGGAAAAAACGGCACCAUGUUGUGCCCUUAGAAAAGGAGUAUUGCUUUUACGGAAUAUCGGCAGACAUAAACUGGAACAAACAUGAAGCCAUUGGUUCCAGCCGUGUGAGAGCCAGUUCAACUCAAAUCUACUCUUGUCAUAUGCUGUACGCGUAGGUCGAUGACAACGCCGGAACGGCCCCCUUGGUAGCAGUUGAGGAGAGGUGAAGUUUGAAGGCGGCUGGCUAGUAACGUUAGCCAUCCGCGAUGUGCAGGGGCGCUAAAAGAGUCCAGCUGCAAGCCUGGGCAACGUCCGCGCUCCCCCCUAGCUCAACGAGUGCCAACAGCAAGAGCCCUCGUGAUAAGAGUAUGAGAGGCUGGCCCCUCGGAGGACAAGAAAACACUGAACCUUGAUAUAAGGUGUCAAAAUAAACUUAGCAAAGAGUCCCCUAAGCUUAGGCUAUAUUUAUCUAAGUAUUUUUAUCACUUAGGGUCAAGGUCUUGAGUUUUCUUUCCUCCCUGAGGCUGGUCAACCAAAGAGCUCCAGCUGCCAGGAGCAAAGGCAAAAGAAAGCCACCUCCUACGGUAGCUGUGGUACCAAAUUGAUGGUCACAGAUAGGAUUCGAAUCAUCUAGCCUCUGACCGUUCUCUCCUCUCGCCGGUAAAAUGGUACUUAGUAGCCAACAACUGAAGAUUCGAAUCGUAGGGAAUGAUAUCUCCACAGCCAUAUAACCUCGCUGGGUCAUAGUCCUGAAUAUUUCUAUGCUGCCAAGGUGAAUUCCAAACCAAGAAGCCAUGCCCUCCCUGAUGGGCAACUUACAUACGACAGCAGCCACAGAUACUGUACUCUGUACUAAGUACGUGGCGCUGAGUUGAUCUGUCUGGGGUGCUAGUGAAGUUUCUCAUUGGUGAAAACUGACACAAGCUUGUCAACAAGGCCUCGUCUGAAAGCCGGCCUCGGUUUCAUCGUGGGAAAUUGAUAAUCAAUGAACGAUGUGGACUUCCCAGGCCGUGGCCCCUUAACCUGGCCAAGAUAAACCAACUCCAGAUCAACUCCAUACACAGACUGCCAGUGACUUCAAGAAGAAAACAGCCUGUUGACACCCGAACAGGGUAGGAAAAAUGGCCAGAUUAGUUCGUGACGGGGAUAAUGGAGUGACGCACUUUACAUGGGACGAGACAAGGGCCAAGGGAACGCGGACCAAGGGUGGAUAAGGAAUUGCGCUAACCAAGUCUUUUAUCAUCCACUUGUCACUAUGCUUGUUGAUGAGCUGCUUCUUCAGUGAAAAGCGAGAGGGGGAAAAUAAAAUACAAUUACGGGGCAUUUUACUUCUCUGCCAGAUGUGAAGAGUCUCGAAAUUACCGAAAACCGAUAAAACAGACAUGAGGUCUCUUUACUGACAAAGGGAUUCGACUCCCAAAACCAC
Fusarium verticillioides 7600 is the source of this 9106-nucleotide messenger RNA. RefSeq names its product cystathionine gamma-lyase. Gene Ontology annotation, cellular component: cytoplasm. NCBI's taxonomy places the organism in Eukaryota, Fungi, Ascomycota, Sordariomycetes, Hypocreales, Nectriaceae. The record is from RefSeq and is a predicted model, not a curated record. Gene Ontology annotation, biological process: transsulfuration. Bases 3506 to 4774 code for a protein of 422 amino acids. Gene Ontology annotation, molecular function: cystathionine gamma-lyase activity; pyridoxal phosphate binding. The transcript has 2 exons.